UACCGGAAGUAAACCUUUCUUGCCAAGAUGUCUGCGCCCGACGAGGACACGUUUGCUGAGGAAGGGGGCGAGAUGGAGGAGAUGGACGGAGCGGGCAGCGACGACGACGAAGGGGUCGAUAUGGAGGAGGAAGGACCGGACGGAGAGGGGGGAGAAAAAGUGUACGUGCCCGGGAUUGAGCCUCUGCGGCCCGGAGAGGAGCUGGAGAUGGACCGGUCCGCGUACCGCAUGUACCACGAGUGUCAAACAGGUGCUCCGUGUUUGAGCUUUGACGUCCUGAGAGAUGGAGAUGGAGAUGGCAGGGAGCAGUUUCCUCUGUCCAUGCUGCUCUGUGCGGGCACACAGGCGGAUACAGCUCUGAGCAACAGACUCAUUGUCAUGCGCAUGCAUAACCUUCAUGGAACAGAGAAGGAAAAAGAGGGGGAAGAAAGCAGCGAUGAAGAAAGUGAAGACGAGGAGGAGGAUGAAGAUAAGAAGCCACAGAUGGAACUGGCCAUGAUGCCUCACUAUGGAGGGAUAAACAGAGUCCGAGUGACUCAACGCGGGGUGCAGUCAUUGGCUGCUGUCUGGUCAGAGAAGGGACAGGUAGAAAUAUUUGACCUCCAAUCUCAGCUGGAAGCCGUGCACAGCUCUGUCGCUAUGGCAACUUUUGUCAAACAGCAGAAGGAAGCCACGGCUCUCUUCAGCUUCUCAGGACACAUGACUGAAGGCUUUGCGAUUGAUUGGUCACCUACAGUACCUGGUCGUCUUGUCAGUGGAGACUGCAAAAAGAACAUCCAUGUGUGGGAGCCCCGAGAGGGAGGGACUUCAUGGCAGAUUGACCAACGACCUUUCAGCUCCCACAGCAAGUCUGUGGAGGAUCUGCAGUGGUCACCCACCGAAGCCACGGUUUUUGCAUCUUGUUCGGUGGAUCAGUCUAUUCGUGUCUGGGACAUCCGUGCCCCACCCAAUUCAAUGCUUUCAGCCAGUGAAGCUCACUCAUCAGACGUCAAUGUGAUCAGCUGGAACAGGACCGAACCAUUCAUCCUGUCCGGAGGGGACGAUGGGCUUCUGAAAGUAUGGGACCUGCGACAGUUUAAGACCGGGAGGCCCGUGGCAAACUUCAAGCAGCACAGCGCUCCAGUCACGUCUGUGGAGUGGAGCCCCGUGGACUCGAGUGUGUUCGCUGCCUCGGCAGCGGACGAUGUCAUCAGCCAGUGGGAUCUGUCUGUGGAGUCAUGUGAUGUGGGUGCUAGGGUGGAGGGGGUGAAGGACUUGCCCCCUCAACUUCUGUUCCUGCACCAGGGUCAGUCAGAGAUCAAGGAGCUCCACUGGCACCCACAGAUACCUGGUGUGAUGAUCUCCACAGCUCUGUCAGGAUUCAAUGUGUUCAGGACAAUAUCUGUGUAGCGUGCGUGCGUGCGUGCGUGUGUGUGUGUGUGUGUGUUUGAAGAAGAGAAACACAUGAUUUUUGCAUUUACAUGAGUUGUGUAAUGCGCAGUAAAUCCCAAUAUGUUUGAUAAUGUACAUAACUCAGCCGUGAUCUUUUGGACAUUUAUUGGCCAACAUAGGCGCCAUAUGGUGUUACAAUCUUCACUGUUGAACUUUAGUCUGUAUUUUUUACAGAUGUAUGAACUAUUUUAGGCAUUCCCUAUUGCAUGCUUAAAAUAAAAUGUUUAAAACAA
This is a messenger RNA of Dicentrarchus labrax (European seabass), 1664 nucleotides long. It is a transcript of the gene grwd1, whose product is annotated as glutamate-rich WD repeat containing 1. The coding region runs from base 28 to 1389 and encodes 453 amino acids. NCBI's taxonomy places the organism in Eukaryota, Metazoa, Chordata, Actinopteri, Moronidae. The record is from RefSeq and is a predicted model, not a curated record. Gene Ontology annotation, molecular function: protein binding. The transcript has 7 exons.